CUAUGGACCGGCCGCCACUGAUUGUAGCUAUCCAUGUUGCAGAGGUCAGAUGCUAUUAGUUGUGAGUCAGCCAUAAUGAUUCAACUUUGCAGUGGAGUAAAUACACUAUGUUACCUUGUAGUUUAAUUCGAAAUGCCAUUUAAGGCAUGCACUGGUUCAGAUGGUUAUUUGUAUACCCCGUGUGUAAACAUCCCAGGAGGACAGAAUGUUGUUCUGCAGCGUGCCGCCCUGCCCCCCCACUCCUCCAGAGGAAGGGAACCAGUCACACCAGCGCACAGCAGACAUGGCUGCCGAGCGCACCGGAGCGGCUCUCGAGGAAACGGACGAGGUUCAUUCAUCAGAUUUGGAGUUUCAGGAACACGGUGGUAACAUCCCGAAGAGACAUGCUCGGGUUACCGUGAAGUACAACCGGAAGGAGCUGCAGAGGCGGCUGGACGUGGAGAAGUGGAUCGACGAGAGCCUGGAGCGACUGUACGCGGGGCAGGUGGGAUACGGAGCAGAAAAGGAGCUGUUGUUCAAAUCCCGGGAGGACACCUCACAUCUGGACUCUGAGGCGACUGACGGGGAUUAA
Molecule: messenger RNA, 571 nt
Organism: Notothenia coriiceps (black rockcod)
Lineage: Eukaryota; Metazoa; Chordata; Actinopteri; Perciformes; Nototheniidae
Product: protein phosphatase 1 regulatory subunit 14D-like
Exons: 2
Coding region: 206-571 (121 amino acids)
Biological process (GO): regulation of phosphorylation
Cellular component (GO): cytoplasm
Molecular function (GO): protein serine/threonine phosphatase inhibitor activity
Source: RefSeq, a predicted model, not a curated record